Molecule: messenger RNA, 1317 nt
Organism: Hansenula anomala
Lineage: Eukaryota; Fungi; Ascomycota; Saccharomycetes; Phaffomycetales; Wickerhamomycetaceae
Gene: RPT2
Product: proteasome regulatory particle base subunit RPT2
Exons: 2
Coding region: 1-1317 (438 amino acids)
Biological process (GO): proteasome-mediated ubiquitin-dependent protein catabolic process
Cellular component (GO): proteasome regulatory particle, base subcomplex
Molecular function (GO): proteasome-activating activity; ATP binding; ATP hydrolysis activity
Source: RefSeq, a predicted model, not a curated record
AUGGGUCAAGGUGCUUCAGGAUUACCUGGUGGCGAUAGAAAGAAGAAAGAUAAAUCAAAAAAACCAAAAUAUGAACCACCUGUAAAGACUAAGAUAGGAAGAAAGAAGCGGAAAGGAGGUCCAUCAACUGCUGAGAAAUUACCAGAUGUCUUUCCAAGAAAUCGUUCUAAAUUAAAAUUGUUAAAGACUCAACGUAUUCAUGAUCAUUUAUUAAUUGAACAAGAGUAUGUUGCCAGUAUUGAGAACCUAAAACCUUUUGAAAAGAAACAAAAUGAAGAAAGAGAUAAAGUUGAAGAAAUUAGAGGGUCACCAAUGACAGUUGGUACUUUAGAAGAGAUUAUUGAUGAUGAUCAUGCAAUUGUUAGUUCAAGUUCAGGUCCUGAAUAUUAUGUUUCAAUUUUAUCAUUCGUUGAUAAAGAAUUAUUAGAACCUGGUUGUUCAGUCCUAUUACAUAACAAAACUGUUUCAGUUGUUGGUGUGCUAGAAGAUGAUGCAGAUCCAUUAGUCAGUGUCAUGAAAGUUGCAGUGGCACCAAAUGAAACAUAUGCAGAUAUUGGUGGGUUAGAAAAUCAAAUAAAAGAAGUUAAAGAAGCUGUGGAAUUACCUUUAACUCAUCCAGAAUUAUACAGUGAAAUGGGUAUUCAACCUCCAAAAGGUGUUAUAUUAUAUGGUGCUCCAGGUACUGGUAAAACAUUAUUGGCCAAAGCUGUUGCUAAUUCAACUUCUGCAACUUUUAUAAGAAUGGUUGGUUCUGAAUUAAUCCAAAAAUAUGCAGGUGAAGGUCCUAAAUUAGUGAGAUCUUUAUUCAAGUUAGCUGCUGAUAACGCUCCAGCAAUUGUUUUCAUUGAUGAAAUUGAUGCUGUGGGUACCAAGAGAUAUGAUUCACAAUCUUCUGGUGAAAAGGAAAUUCAAAGAACCAUGUUGGAAUUAUUGAAUCAACUAGAUGGUUUCGAUGAUAGAGGUGAUAUUAAAGUUAUUAUGGCUACUAAUGCUAUUGAAUCUUUAGAUCCUGCUUUAAUUAGACCAGGUCGUAUAGAUAGAAAAAUACAUUUCCCACCUCCAGAUUCUGAAAAUUUGAAAAAGAUUUUUGAAAUCCAUACAAGAAAGAUGACAUUAUCUGAUGAUAUAGAUAUUGAUGGUAUUAUAAGUGCUAAAGAUGAAUUAUCUGGUGCUGAAGUUAAAGCAAUCACAACAGAAGCAGGUUUAAUUGCCUUGAGAGAAAGAAGAAUGCAAGUUACAAAUAGUGAUUUCGUCAAGGCUAAAGAAAGUGUUAUGAAGACUAAAGUGGAUGAAUCGUUGGAAGGAUUGUAUCUAUAG